AUUAUUUUGGGGUGCUAUUGUAUCAUAAUAUAUCGCUAUGAAACAGAACCGAAGACCAUGCAUGUUAUUUAUUGGAAAUAUUUAUUUAAUAUAGCUACGUAAUUUAUAUCCCUAUUAUAUUAUUUAAGCAUAGUUUUGAAACACAUGUCCACGUGUUCAUUGACAGCUCGGCAUCUGCCUGCGUCAGAUGAGCAUAUAUAUACAUACGUAUGUAUGUUGUAUAAAUGCAGGGAUAGAAUAAUUCGCAUUGUCAAUGGAUCCCGAUAAUUACGCAGUGGAUUUAAUACGUCAAGACAUCGUCAAAUAUCAGCUUCAAGUGAACGCUUUAAUACAAGAUAUACAGCAAUGCAAUGGGCCACUGGAAGACCUGGACGAACUCAAUGCGGAAGGCAGAGCAAAGAUAGCAGCCUUAAAAUUCUCCAUAGAGCAUUUGGCAUCUAUCGCUGAAACCGAGACGGAUCAGAAGAAGAAGGUCGAGCUGUUGUCCGCUGUGGAGAGCUACAAGGAGCAGCUGACUACUUCCCUGGCAGCCUUCCGCAAAGCCAAUGUUGUCAGUGCUUGUGUCAUUGACAAACUGGCAAGGGAGAAUCUGUUUUCCAUACCAGAGGAGCGACAAAACGCUCUUCGUAAACGGCAUGACAAGCAGAGUUUAACGAAUGCAUCCAGCCAAGUAACAGACAAGUUGCUUAGCAUCUCCAGGCAUUUAGCUGAAACAACUCAAAGAAGCGCCGACACACUGGAUACUCUACUAACAUCUUCGGACAAGGUUGGCAACACUAAGGAUGAAUUGGAGCAUCAGCAACAAGCUAUAGUACAAUCAGGGAAAUUGUUAGGCAAAUACGGUAGACGAGAAGUAACUGAUAAAGCACUGCUUGCAUUGGCAUUUGCCUUUUUUCUCGCCUGUGUAUUUUACAUUCUACAAAAAAGAUUGUUCUGAGUAUGUAUAAAAUUUAAGAUGAUAUCAAACUGUUUACAUAAUGCAAAUAUAAAUUUAUGUACUAUAAGGUAUUAGGGAAAUACAAAUAAUGUGAUAUAUGUACUCUUCAAGAGUGAAAAGGGAUAAAGGAUGGACUUUUGUAAAUAUUUUAAUAAUCAAGUAUAAGUUAUUUAUUAAUCUCUUAAGAUUAUUUUCAUUCCAUCACCAGAUAUUGUUAAAUAAAAACAACUGGUUGUACAUAACAGCAUCCUGUAAAAAAUAGAAUUUUCAUAAAAUCUCUAGGUAAACUUAAGAAGUAGUUUAAAUUUUGAUAACUUUCAGUCAUAAUGUAUACCCAACCUUAAAUAGGACUUUCUAGUGCUAAGUA
Solenopsis invicta (red fire ant) is the source of this 1304-nucleotide messenger RNA. It is a transcript of the gene Sec20, whose product is annotated as vesicle transport protein SEC20. The record is from RefSeq and is a predicted model, not a curated record. Gene Ontology annotation, biological process: retrograde vesicle-mediated transport, Golgi to endoplasmic reticulum. The transcript has 3 exons. Lineage: Eukaryota; Metazoa; Arthropoda; Insecta; Hymenoptera; Formicidae. The coding region runs from base 254 to 937 and encodes 227 amino acids. Gene Ontology annotation, cellular component: SNARE complex; endoplasmic reticulum. Gene Ontology annotation, molecular function: SNAP receptor activity.